This is a messenger RNA of Papaver somniferum (opium poppy), 636 nucleotides long. RefSeq lists its product as uncharacterized. The transcript is spliced from 3 exons. Gene Ontology annotation, molecular function: RNA-DNA hybrid ribonuclease activity; nucleic acid binding. Bases 1 to 636 code for a protein of 211 amino acids. Lineage: Eukaryota; Viridiplantae; Streptophyta; Magnoliopsida; Ranunculales; Papaveraceae. The record is from RefSeq and is a predicted model, not a curated record.
AUGAUUGGGCAGGAGAAUUUGGACCGUAACAUAUAUAUCAGUGAUUUUAUUCAUAAUGGGGCGUGGGUUUUCACUGAUAUUGUGCGUCAGAAUCUGUUAGCUGUUGGGGUGGACUUAACUAAUCUACCUAUUCUGAUGGGGCCGACUGUAUAUCCUGGUUUAGCGGCUAAGAACUUGAAACUCUUAAGGGAAGCGCGUGCAACGUUGGACAAGAUUCAUGAGUACUCGAUAAGACUUAAGGGUCAUAUGUUUAACUCUCAAGAGGACUUACGAGUUCGCUCUAUCUUUAGAGUUCGUCAUAGAAAGGUUAAACAAGUUGUGCCAAAGGAAUGUUUUUGGGAACCUCCGGAAAAUAAUGAGCUGAUGUUGUAUUGUGAUGGAGCAGCGCAGGGUAAUCCAGGAAGAGCGGGUGCUGGUGUGGUUGUCCAUGAUGACAAUGCUAAUGUGGUUGGAGCAAUGAGUGUUGGUUUUGGAGUGCAAACUAACUAUUUGGAUGAACUAUUUUGUGUGAUAGUUGGUUUAGAAUGGGCCACCAAGUUUGAAAUUGGUAAUAUUUGCGUUAGAACAGACUCAAUGACUGCUGUUUCAAUUUACACGCGUGACAACAAUGCAGUUCCUUGGCUUCUUCUAUCUUGA